UCCAUAAAUUCAGGCCAUGUUAUUUUCAGUCUCCACGCCUAAUCAAACCCUUAAUUCAGUUGCAGAAUAGAACUCGCCAAGGAUAUCAAAGAAUCUACUGCCAAACGGACCCUAAUCCCACUGACGACUCAACGCUUUGGAGGCAAUUUUGAUUAUCCGAUUCAGUCUGAAAUUUAAUUGGGGGUUGGCUACUAGGGGUAAGGGUUGUGGAGGUAGAAAGGAGAUAUUUGCAUGCCUUGAGAGCCCGUUGUGCUUGAUGUACAACAGAUGCAUCUUUAAGGAGACUGAUGUCUGUCUUGAACCUGAAACACUUGAUGCUAAGCUCCUUGUGUUUUUUGCGUUGUCUUUUUCCGAAAUUUGUUGGGAAAAGCUGCUUGUAGAGCCUGAUUCAGGCAAUGGCAAAACCAUGCAACCCACGGAUUCCUCCUCUGAUACUGGAUUUCCUGAAUAUCCGAACAAAAAUUUCAAUAAGCAGAUAGCUGUUGUUUCCACCCUUGCAGCAGUGGGUCUUUUCUUAUCAGGGCGACUAGAUUUAGGUGUUUCUUUGAAGGACCUAUCCGCUGCAGCACUACCUUAUGAAGAGGCUCUCUCAAACGGGAAGCCCACUGUUGUGGAGUUCUAUGCAGAUUGGUGUGAAGUAUGUCGAGAAUUAGCUCCGGAUGUGUACAAAGUUGAGCAGCAGUACAAGGACCGUGUGAAUUUUGUUAUGUUGAAUGUCGACAACACAAGGUGGGAACAAGAACUAGAUGAGUUUGGUGUUGAGGGUAUUCCACAUUUUGCGUUCUUGGACAGAAAUGGGAAUGAGGAGGGUAAUGUUGUAGGCAGGCUUCCAAGACAGUACCUGCUGGAGAAUAUUGAAGCCCUUGCCCAUGGGGAAGCAUCCAUACCUCAUGCCCGUGUUGUGGGACAGUAUUCAAGUGCUGAAGCCAGGAAGGUGCACCAAGUUGUUGAUCCAAGAAGUCAUGGCUAGCUAUUUGUAUAUAACAAAUAUAACAUAUUCUGUAUUUGUAGUAUUCACAAAAUGGUUUCUGGAUUCACGGAAAAUGUAAUCUUGGCACAGGUUUGGUGCUGACUUGUACAGGAACAAUUUUUUAAGAAAACCAUUUCAAUUUGCUUAC
Molecule: messenger RNA, 1118 nt
Organism: Cornus florida
Lineage: Eukaryota; Viridiplantae; Streptophyta; Magnoliopsida; Cornales; Cornaceae
Product: thioredoxin-like protein HCF164, chloroplastic
Exons: 5
Coding region: 257-970 (237 amino acids)
Biological process (GO): cytochrome b6f complex assembly
Cellular component (GO): chloroplast thylakoid membrane
Source: RefSeq, a predicted model, not a curated record